AUGACUCCAUCGUCCACAGAGGCCGCAGGAGGAAAAGGGAGGAAGUGCUUCCGGAAGUGGUAUUUGACCCCAGAUUUGUCAAAGAUGGUGGCCGUUCCAGCAGCAGCACCCCCGGUGUGCCAGCCCAAGGGUGCCACUAGCGGGCACCACGCGGCCCCGCGCCUGUCCGUCUCCUCCCGAGCCACGGUGGUAGCCAGAAUGGAAGGCGCCCCCCAGGGGGGCCUGCAGACCGUCAUGAAGUGGAAAACGGUCGUUGCCAUCUUUGUGGUCGUGGUGGUCUACCUCGUCACGGGCGGUCUGGUCUUCCGGGCGCUGGAACAGCCCUUCGAGAGCAGCCAGAAGAACACCAUCGCCUUGGAGAAGGCAGAAUUCCUGCGGGAUCAUAUCUGCGUGAGCCCACAGGAGCUGGAGACACUGAUCCAGCAUGCCCUUGACGCUGAUAAUGCAGGAGUAAGUCCAAUAGGAAACUCUUCCAACAACAGCAGUCACUGGGACCUUGGAAGUGCCUUUUUCUUUGCUGGAACUGUCAUCACCACCAUAGGGUAUGGGAAUAUUGCUCCGAGCACUGAAGGAGGCAAAAUCUUUUGUAUUUUGUAUGCCAUCUUUGGAAUUCCACUUUUUGGUUUCUUAUUGGCUGGAAUUGGAGACCAACUGGGAACCAUCUUUGGGAAAAGCAUUGCAAGAGUGGAGAAGGUCUUUCGAAAAAAGCAAGUGAGCCAGACCAAGAUCCGGGUCAUCUCAACCAUCCUGUUCAUCUUGGCCGGCUGUAUUGUAUUUGUGACGAUCCCUGCUGUCAUUUUCAAAUAUAUCGAGGGGUGGACAGCCUUGGAGUCCAUUUACUUUGUGGUGGUCACUCUCACCACAGUAGGCUUUGGUGAUUUUGUGGCAGGGGGAAACGCUGGGAUCAAUUACCGGGAGUGGUAUAAGCCCCUAGUGUGGUUUUGGAUCCUUGUUGGCCUUGCCUACUUUGCAGCCGUCCUCAGUAUGAUCGGAGAUUGGCUACGGGUUCUAUCCAAAAAGACAAAAGAAGAGGUCGGUGAAAUCAAGGCCCACGCGGCCGAGUGGAAGGCCAACGUGACGGCCGAGUUCCGGGAGACACGGCGGCGGCUCAGCGUGGAAAUCCACGACAAGCUGCAGCGGGCGGCCACCAUCCGCAGCAUGGAGCGCCGGCGCCUGGGCCUGGACCAGAGGGCCCACUCGCUGGACAUGUUGUCCCCCGAGAAGCGCUCCGUCUUCGCCGCCCUGGACACGGGCCGCUUCAAGGCCUCAUCCCAGGAGAGCAUCAACAACCGGCCCAACAACCUGCGCCUGAAGGGGUCGGAGCAGCUCAACAAACACGGGCAGGGCGCCUCGGAAGACAACAUCAUCAACAAGUUCGGGUCCACCUCCAAGCUCACCAAGAGGAAAAACAAGGACCUCAAAAAGACCUUGCCCGAGGACGUCCACAAAAUCUACAAGACCUUCCGGAAUUACUCCCUGGACGAAGAGAAGAAGGAGGAGGAGACGGAGAAGAUGUGCAACUCGGACCACUCCAGCACGGCCAUGCUGACUGAGUGCAUCCAGCAGCAGGCCGGGAUGGAGAACGGGCUGGUCCCCACGGACACCAGAGACCAGGAACUCGAGAACAACGCAUUACUUGAAGAGAGAAACUAA
This is a messenger RNA of Lynx canadensis (Canada lynx), 1653 nucleotides long. It is a transcript of the gene KCNK10, whose product is annotated as potassium two pore domain channel subfamily K member 10. Gene Ontology annotation, molecular function: potassium ion leak channel activity. The coding region runs from base 1 to 1653 and encodes 550 amino acids. The record is from RefSeq and is a predicted model, not a curated record. The transcript is spliced from 7 exons. NCBI's taxonomy places the organism in Eukaryota, Metazoa, Chordata, Mammalia, Carnivora, Felidae. Gene Ontology annotation, biological process: potassium ion transmembrane transport; stabilization of membrane potential. Gene Ontology annotation, cellular component: membrane.